Molecule: messenger RNA, 1644 nt
Organism: Saxophila tyrrhenica
Lineage: Eukaryota; Fungi; Ascomycota; Dothideomycetes; Mycosphaerellales; Extremaceae
Gene: ACTT5
Product: Acyl-CoA synthetase actt5
Exons: 4
Coding region: 1-1644 (547 amino acids)
Biological process (GO): secondary metabolic process
Molecular function (GO): CoA-ligase activity
Source: RefSeq, a predicted model, not a curated record
AUGCCUUGGCUCAGCGACUGGUCACAUCCUCUACCAGAGGAGGACCUCAUAUCAUACACCUUCGAUCAUUGCGACUAUGACAAAGAUGCUCCAAUCUUCGUCGACGUCGAGGACACGUCCCGCAGCCUCUCAUACAACCAGUCUCUCUCAACUGUCCGAAAGCUCGUGGCUGGAUUCCGUGCAGCAGGUCUUCAGCCGGGCGACUGUGUCAGCAUCGCGAGCUUCAACGACAUCAUGUAUCCGAUGCUCUUCCUCGGUCUCGUGGGCGCUGGUGGAAUCUUCUCUGGUAGCAACCCUGCGUACACUUCUUUCGAGGUCGAGCAUCAUGUCCGGACUGCUCAGGUAAAGUACAUCAUUGCUGAGCCUGAGCUGCUAGAGCCCAUCCUUCAAGGCUCGAAAGGAGUGGUCGACAGGAGCAACAUCUUCAUCUUGAAUGUCCGGGGCCAAGCUGUGCCUGAAGGGUUUCGAUCCUGGGAGUGGCUUCUGCAGCAUGGCGAACAGGACUGGAUUCGAUUCAAAGGUGCUGAGAAGUGCAGGAAGACCAGCGUCGCAAGGCUUACAACUUCAGGGACAACGGGUCCUCCAAAGAUGGCAGUACAAAGUCACAUGAAUAGUACUUCUUGGUUCUCCAUGGUCCACGAGAUCAGACGACCGGACUGGGAAGCACGACACCUCUACUCCCUGCCAAUGUUCCACGUCGCUACCGUUCCUCUGGUCCACGCUGGCCCCCUUCGAGCAGGAAGCACUGCCUACAUCAUGCGCCGUUUCGAGCUUGAUGCCUUCCUCGCUGCCAUCGAACGACACAAGAUCACCAUGCUUGGUAUGGUGCCGCCUCUGGUCAUUGCCAUCAUCAUGUCUCCUCUCCGGCACAAGUACUCUUUGAAGUCGGUCCGGAGAAUCGGUUGUGGCGCUGCUCCGCUGGAUAAAGAUUCUGGGGAACGGAUGAAGGCGCUGUGUGCGGAUGACUGUACGUUUACGCAGGUCCAAGGAAUGACGGAGACGACGGGGGCGAUUAGCCUGUUCUAUUAUCCUGAUGAGGAUGAUACUGGUAGUGUUGGGAAUACUUUCAUGCCGAACACUGAUGUGAAGCUGAUCGACGACAAUGGCAAAGACAUCUCAGCUUUCGAUGUUCGCGGCGAGCUUUGCGUCCGAGGGCCGUCAGUCAUUGAUGAGUACUUCGCGAACGCAAAGGCCAACGCAGAUUCCUGGGACAGCGAGGGCUACUUCAAGACUGGCGACAUCAUGUACUGCGACAGCAAGACUAAGAAAUGGUACAUUGUCGACCGAAAGAAGGAGUUGAUUAAAGUCCGGGGCUUCCAAGUCGCACCUCCAGAAUUAGAGGCUGUCCUUCUGGGUCAUCCAUCAAUCGUUGAUUGCGCGGUCAUCGGCUUGAAGGCGCCGCCCAACUCUGAUGCAGAACGACCGCGAGCCUACGUUAUGAGAAGGCAAGGGGAAACGAUCACCGAAGCUGAAGUCCACACUCUGAUCGGAGAACGACUCGCCAAGUACAAGCAGCUGACAGGAGGCGUGAAGUUCUUGGAUGAGAUUCCCAAGUCGCCGAGCGGGAAGAUUCUCAAAAGACUACUCCGUGAGCAGGCAGAAGAAGAGGAAAAGAACGGGAAGCAGAUCAGUGCGAAACUGUAG